This is a messenger RNA of Cladophialophora immunda, 1850 nucleotides long. RefSeq lists its product as uncharacterized. Gene Ontology annotation, molecular function: zinc ion binding; DNA binding. The transcript is spliced from 8 exons. NCBI's taxonomy places the organism in Eukaryota, Fungi, Ascomycota, Eurotiomycetes, Chaetothyriales, Herpotrichiellaceae. Bases 1 to 1701 code for a protein of 566 amino acids. Gene Ontology annotation, biological process: DNA-templated transcription. The record is from RefSeq and is a predicted model, not a curated record. Gene Ontology annotation, cellular component: nucleus.
AUGCCAGCCAUCGACGUUACAGAUCCAAGAAGCAACGUCCCUGUGACGGAUGUCGGCGCCGCCGGGUCGGAUGUUUCCAAGAACAAGGUCAGACUGCCUGCACAUUGUGUCGCCACCGAGGCGUACAGUGACAAGAGCCCUGCCGUGACAGCCGCCCGGCCUAGCCAUGAAGAGGUUACACAUGCUAGGGAUCCGCUCCACGUAUUCGACAUUCCUUGGACUCACUCUCCGUCAACGUCAAGCGAUGCCACAGCAUCAAAGUCUCUACCAAACUAUAGAACGUACGUGCCGGGCCGGACAGUUCUGUACGCAGGAUUCAGUAGCGAUCAAGAUGUCAAUUUGCUACGGCAUUUGCCCUUCGACGAGACUCAAUCCUUCGGCACCGACAACUGGCGUGUGUGGAAGGCUUUUCCCCACGAGACUGCCCCUGCCUAUUUCACGUCCUAUCCAGAUUUCCUUCUCGACUGUCGCGGUGGAAUCUACGACCUUGAGAGCGUGGAGCGAAUGGUCCGCCCACACCAAGCUUCACUGAUGGACCUGUACUAUUCGUAUGUGCAUCCUCAAUACCCUAUCCUGGAGAGCCGGGAAACUCUGGAAAGAGCAAUCAAGGCCCGCUCGGUUCCGUCUUCACUCCUUGCUGGCAUAUACGUCGCAGCCACAUCAUUUCUCGACUGUCCCCCCGAGUUUUCUGUCCCACUCGAGGACAUGUACACCUUCAUCUUCAGAUCGGUGACUUUUGAAGGGAGGACCCCUUCAUUACGGACGAUCCAGGCCAUCCUCCUUUACAUGCAAUUACCACCGCUGAGGGUUCGGGAGCCCAAUCAUCCUGGAUUUUGGGCGUUAACAAGCCAGGCUGUGGCUCUCGCGCAAGACAUUGGUCUACACGUCGACCCCGGGAAUUGGAACAUAUCUCCAUCCGAGCGUAAAAUACGCCGGGUGUUGUGGUGGGCUACGUAUAUGCAGGACAAAUGGCUCGCACAUUGGCUCGGGAUGCCCAGCCAUAUCAAAAACGACCAAUUCAAUGUUGAACCGCUCAAUAUGGACGAUUUCAGCGAACAGUUGCAGAUUGAGCCUGCUUUAAGCCCAUCCGUCGAAGGGUUUGUGGAACUGACCUACUUGACCACCAUUUUAUCAAAUGUUCUCGAUAGCCUCUACACAGUAAGGCGUGGACCAGGCGCCAUGACACCAGCAGAAGUACUUUCGCAUGCAGGGAAUUGCCAAUCUCAACUACGUGAAUGGCAGUCGCAGCAUCAUGCUCUUCUGACACGGCCGAACAAAGUUAUCACUGACUACGUUCUUUUGCUGGCUUAUUAUGGCAUCGUUAUCUCCAUACAGCGAGCUCUGUUCUCAUGCGUAGGAGGGACCUCGUACUACGACAUCCAACGGGAAGGUCUGCUCUUCCACCAACUAUUUGCAGUCUUCGAAGAACUCCUUAAGCAAGAAUUCGAGGGUCUUUGGCUCAGUUAUUGUAAGCCAAACAUUGCUAUACUGGGUACUUUUAUGAUCACGGCUCUUCUUUCCAGCACGGAUGAUGAGGUCUAUCUCGCCCGCCGAUCAGCUUUGGACGAGUAUCGCGGCUUACUUGAUCUAAUGGCGGAGAGGUUGGAUUUUGCGGCACUCCCUCGUCUGCGCCUCAAUCUCCUCGUGGAACGCUUCUCCAGCAGUGACUCUGGAAUAGAUCCUGCAUUGAGGCAGAAUUGAUCUUGUUCUAAGGCCUAUGAAAGUGUCGGUUAUAUGAUAAUCGUAUGCUGUUGGGUAAAAAGAGCUACUAGAUAUCCUAGCAACGGAAAAUAACACGCAACACAGGGCAGAGUUUUCCAUGCUGACAGACGAUCCAUCCAUUGUCUCCC